Messenger RNA from Spizellomyces punctatus DAOM BR117, 1870 nucleotides. RefSeq lists its product as uncharacterized. Gene Ontology annotation, biological process: protein dephosphorylation. The coding region runs from base 71 to 1765 and encodes 564 amino acids. The transcript is spliced from 3 exons. Gene Ontology annotation, molecular function: protein serine/threonine phosphatase activity. The record is from RefSeq and is a predicted model, not a curated record. Lineage: Eukaryota; Fungi; Chytridiomycota; Chytridiomycetes; Spizellomycetales; Spizellomycetaceae.
AAAGGCCUAACGCGUCGCCUGCACCAUCAACUCUUUUGUCACCCAUUUCACAAAACCUUGUCCAGCUACCAUGCAGCGCAUCCUUUCUCGUGUCAAACUAGGCGCAGCAAAGUGCUCACGAUUACUGUCUUCCGUGUCCGUCCGCUCAACUCUAUCGUAUAAUAUUCACGUUCGCUUGUCAACAACCAGUGGACGCUCUCCACCACCAGCCCCAACAAAGCCGUCUCCUUUCCUCACAGCCCGAAACGCAGCAAAAUUGGGGGUGCUAACUGCAUGCGCCGGUGUUAUGUAUUAUGUUACUAGGCCAAACUCUAGCCAAACGGCAGAGAAGACAUCCAGUCAAGUACAUGGAGAACAGUUAACAGAGCAGCAAAUAAAUAGCAUCUUGAAGGCAAACGAACAGAGCUUUGCGGUAGAUAUGAAAACACUAUUUGCGGCAGACAUAAGUGACAGCGAAGCAGGCCAUAAAGGCUUACGAAAGUGGAUUCCUGCUGGUAAAGGACGAGAAUCAGUGGAGCUCCCGGUCACAAUGACGCCCGUUAUUGCCUACCACUUGAACCAGGUCGCAAGCAACCAGCCUAUCGAAGACUACCACAGUGAGCACCGUCACAGAAAUGGAGUGAUAUUGGGGGUUUUUGACGGGCACAGCGGCACAGAAUGUGCUGAUGUUCUUUCUAAAUACCUGGGGGUCUACGUCGCCAAAGCCAUAUCCGAGCUCCCAGCCUGCAACGAGACGCCCGAGCGAAAGAAGCAUGUCACCCACGCCCUCAAAACUGCCUUCAAUCGCAUGGAUGCCGAUAUCACCAACGGAGGCAUCGAUCCUGACCCGUCGGUUCCGCAAAACGAAAGGAUCCAAGCGGCGCUUCGGCCUGCCAUUGCGGGUUCCUGUGCCAUUGUUGCCUACAUGGAGGGACGUGAUUUGUACAUCGCUUGUACCGGCGACAGUAGAGCUGUGGUCGGGCGGCGACGAGGUGAUGGUAGCUUCGAGGCAGUUCCGCUAAGCGAAGAUCAAACGACCGCAAAUCCAGCGGAACAUGCAAGGCUAUUGGAGGAACAUCCUCAUGAACGCGACACUGUUAUUGUUCGCGGACGCGUGUUGGGAGGACUGAUGCCAACGAGGGCGUUUGGCGACUCCCGAUACAAGUGGCCAGCAGAAGACCAGCAAGCACUUCGCGUUCGCCAACAUCGGGCGAACUACCAUACUCCACCUUAUGUUACAGCUGAACCCGAAGUAACUCACUACGAGAUUGAUCCUACUGCGGACAAAUUUCUGAUUCUCGCAACGGACGGAAUUUGGGACCGAUUGAGCAACGAGCAGAGUGUUGAACUUGUCGCGGGUUAUAUGCAACGUCACGCCUUGGUUCCCGAUGCUCCAACUGUGGGUGCAAGCCUUUUGGAAGAGGCUACCCGAGCCGGGGACCAAUGGUCUUGGAUCGAUGAUAAUGCUGCUACGCACCUAAUUCGGAACGCCUUAGGAAGAGGGAAUCCGUUCAUGAUAUCUACAUUGUUAAAAAUCCAGCCACCGCAUAGCAGGCGCUUCCGCGAUGAUAUGACAGCCAACGUUGUCUUCUUUGGGGCAUCCGAGCCGGCAGAGCAGGUAGGUGAACGUUUUGCCGCUCUUGGAUCUGUAGAGCGGAAAGCCUUUCAGGACGUGGACCUGAGUAGAGCCGAGCCGAAGCGCCAUAGAUUACGGUUGUGGGUCCAGGCCCUUCAGUCCCAACAGUCGACUGCGGGUAAAACUAGCAUGGCUGCCAGCAAAUUGUAAAUAGGUAUACGGAAUUAGAUGGGAUAAUACAUAGUCAAACACGCGCUCAUUAAUCCUCAGCGAUGAAAUCUGUUUGUCACUUCUGUAAAAGAGUUGGUAGGUCAC